AUGUUUCUAUCCCUACAGAAAACACCGCAACAAAAAUUCUACAGAGGAGAACUCGAACCUCGAUACAGUCGGAAGACUCCGUUUCGACAGCAAACUGAAAUUCCGGAACCAGUUUUCGGGAUUGGUCAUGGAAUUCGAAGGUUCAAUGGAGACAAAUCAUCACGCGAGGAGACGCCGUUGAGUCCUUUUUUUGGGGAACGAAGAGAACCAGGAAGACGAAAUUCUGGAAGGGAGGAUGGACGAGAUUACGAGGAGAAUGGUGAUGAGGAGAACCGAUUCGGAGGUGGUGGGAGAGGGAGAGGAAGACCAUUUGGAUUUGGAAGACAUGGGUCUCCUGAAGAUGAAGAAGAAGGACAAUUUCCAGGAGGGGAGCACGACUUUAAACGACCAAACCUACCAGAUCCAUCAGUUGUCAAAGAGCGAUUCGAUAAGGAAAGGAAGGAAAAGAAUGACAGAAGAGGAGAGGGCGAAGAUGAGGAAGAGAAUCAUCAGAAGCCGUCACGAGGAAGAGCACGAUCAGGGGAAGAUGAGGAUGGGAAUGGUCAUAAAGGUGAAGAGGAAGAAGAAGAACAUCGUCCCAGAAGACCUCCACCGCGGACCAAGGACAGCUACGAGGAGGAAGAUCAAAGUCACCGGCGAAACUACCGACCUCAUCACGAAGGUCCCGAUCGUGAACGCCAGCACCACCGUGGCCACGAAUCGGAGGAUCAGGAGACUGAGAAUAUUGCCGAAACGCCUUCGAAAGUGGUCGGCUUGAAUAUGCAAAUGGUUGCAGGAGUCUACCCGAAAGAGAAAAAAGGACCCGUAGUCGAGGACGUGGAUAAGAGAGGCGGCCGGUUCGUAGACAAGCCAGAUGAAAGAGAGCAAAACAAGUUUUUUCGGGGCUCCGAGCCAGAGGGGCACGAAGAUCGAGAGAAGGGAUCCGGACGGGAGCAGAAGCCAGAGGAGCCAAGAGAUCGACGACCAGCUAGAGGAGAUUCUGGAGAAUCUGAGAAAGGAGGCAGAGGAGAAAAGUCUGAAGGUGGGGAUGGAAAAGAAGAACGAAGACAUGAAGGAAAACGUGAAAAAUCUGAAGAGCAGCCUAGAAGAGAAGAAAGAGAACGAGGACCAGAAGGACCUCCACGACAAGAUCAGCAACAACAACAACAACAGCAAGCUCCACCGCCUCCCAAACCCCAAAUCCCUCCGUUCCCUGCUUUCCCCAAGUUCCCCUCCUUCGGAGGAUUCCAACCAUUCCAACCAGACUUCCCAACUCGAUCAUUCGGUGGUAAUGGCGGUUUUGCGGGUGGUCCUUGGAACGAACCUGGAAGACCUACCGGACGCCAAACAGCGCCUGGAGAAGACGUUGGAGAGGGUGAAGACCGAUCUGGCCAGGACGGACGACGUGUUCACCAACAAAACACAUCUUCUCCUUCAUCCGACAAUUCGAGUGCCAAUGAUGAAUCUGCCGAACGGCGACAUUCCACCGGCGAUCACGGCAAGGAAAAUGAGAGAGGAAGAAAGGGAGAAGAAAGAGAAAGAGGUGAAGAUGAAAGGGAUGGAAGAGAGCAUCUUGAGUCAAGAGAAGAACGGAAAGAAGCUGAAAUUCCAGAGAAAAUGAAAACGGAGCAGCAGCAACCGCUUCCAGGACCACAAGGAACGAGUCCUCGUAAGGAAUUCCCAACUCCCGGAAGAUUUGUCACAAAUAUCCGAGCUAAGAAGUCAGGAGAGAUUCUUGAUGCAACGACUGCUCCAUCCACAACAUCUACAACAACUCCGUUCCCUCCAAUCACCUAUCCUUCAACCACCACUGCAGCAGCUCCAGCCACCGGAAUCAUGUUGCCAACAGAGGCAAUCGUGACAAAAUUGAGAUCAAUUGUGAAUCAAAGAAUCAAAGUUGCAUGA
This is a messenger RNA of Caenorhabditis remanei, 1884 nucleotides long. RefSeq lists its product as uncharacterized. Bases 1 to 1884 code for a protein of 627 amino acids. The transcript has 5 exons. The record is from RefSeq and is a predicted model, not a curated record. Lineage: Eukaryota; Metazoa; Nematoda; Chromadorea; Rhabditida; Rhabditidae.